Microtus ochrogaster (prairie vole) is the source of this 992-nucleotide messenger RNA. Its product is annotated as selection and upkeep of intraepithelial T-cells protein 10-like. NCBI's taxonomy places the organism in Eukaryota, Metazoa, Chordata, Mammalia, Rodentia, Cricetidae. Bases 117 to 992 code for a protein of 291 amino acids. Gene Ontology annotation, biological process: regulation of cytokine production; T cell receptor signaling pathway. Gene Ontology annotation, molecular function: signaling receptor binding. Gene Ontology annotation, cellular component: external side of plasma membrane. The transcript is spliced from 8 exons. The record is from RefSeq and is a predicted model, not a curated record.
GUAGCUCUGAUCUUCCUUCUCGGCACACAGCAGCACUGGCCGGGAUUGUUUCUGGGAACCUGGAGGGAGCAAGGACAUACUGACAUUUUGCACUGAUUAAAUCACAUUUGGGUGUGAUGGAGCCUGCAGUUUCCUGUUUAUUGGGAUUCCUUUUGGCCUUUCUUCUCUUACAGUUCACAGUACCUGCCCAAGCAAUGAGUUCCGAUAUACAAAUUAGCAUUCAGGUUCCAGAUGCAGAAAGUGUACUGGUGGAGUGUACUUCAGGAAACUUGAUCCCACCUGCUGAGAUUACAUGGAGAGACAGCAAGGGGAAAGUAAUUCCACCCUCGUCAAAAUUUGAUUCUCAGGAUAGAGCUGGAUUAUUGUACUUGAAGAGCAAUAUUCUUCUAAAAAACAGAACACAAGGUCCUAUUACUUGUUCUAUUUACAAUGUAACUACUAAGCAGGAGAAAAAGAGAAGUAUUUUCCUCCCAGAUGUCCUGUUCAAGCCAGCACAUAUGUCAUUGAUGUCAAAAAGACCUCCAUGCCCUGUAAUAUAUUUGAUCAUUAUAUUACUUCUUCAUUGUCUCAGAGGCAUACUUCUUUUUUGUUCUUUUGUAUGGAAAAAAUAUAAAUCUACAGAAGAUCCGAAGAGAAUGAGACUUGGCUAUAAGAUUGUCUGUGAAUGUCUACCUUUAGCGUUGUAUAUUGGCUUCCUUCCUCUCUACUUGAAAUUCAGGAGCCAAGCUUCUAUUUUGGACGAUGCAUACCCAUUGUAUAGUAAUUGGCUGUGGGAUGUAUGCAUAAUAUUGGUUGUGAUGAUGAUAUUUUUCACUGGACUAAUUGUGCUUCUACUUUAUAACCUAAAGACCAAAGAACAGAACCAACAGGAUCGUUUAAGCCAAACUUCACACGAAGCUGGUCAAGAAAUGUCAUCACUUUUGUUGUUGGAUGAUGCCUCUCUAAUGACAAUUGUGCUCGGCAGCAAUUUCUUCACAGGAGAUGACCAAUAA